Messenger RNA from Cygnus olor (mute swan), 788 nucleotides. Its product is annotated as nucleoporin Nup37-like. The annotation marks the transcript as partial. Gene Ontology annotation, cellular component: nuclear pore outer ring. Gene Ontology annotation, molecular function: protein binding. NCBI's taxonomy places the organism in Eukaryota, Metazoa, Chordata, Aves, Anseriformes, Anatidae. The transcript has 5 exons. The record is from RefSeq and is a predicted model, not a curated record.
UCCUCUUUUAGAGUCUGGGAUUUGGAAGGAAAUGAGAAGGCCCAUUUUGUUUUACGUUCUCCUGGAAUGAGUGUGUGCUGGCAUCCUGAUGAGGCUUUUAAGCUGAUGGUAGCGGAGAAAAAUGGGACAAUACGAUUCUAUGAUCUCAUUACACAGCAGGCCAUUCUCUCGCUAGAGUGUGAACAAACGCCACUGAUGUCAGCGGACUGGUGUUUAAAGAACACUCUUAAAAUUGGAGCAGUUGCGGGAAAUGAUUGGCUCAUAUGGGAUAUCACUCGCUCCAGUUAUCCGCAGGAUAAGAGUCCUGUCCAUGUUGAUCGAGCCAGAUUAUUCAGGUGGUCCCGAGUGAAUGAAAACCUGUUUGCAACCACUGGAUAUCCAGGAAAGACAACUACUCAACUGCUUGUUCAUCAUCUAGGACAUCCCCAGCCCAUUCUUACUGGUACGGCAGCUGUAGGAUCUGGACUGACAUGGCACAGAACUCUUCCAUUAUGUGCAGUUGGAGGAGACCAUAAAAUUUUCUUUUGGGUAACUGAAAUGUAAAAUAACCAUUUGCUUCCAAUAUUAAAGUUUACAGCAUGAUAUCCUUUUUGUAGAAAAUCAAAGGAAAUUACUCUUUGUACUGGUAUUUAUUCACAUGGAGAAUACAAGAACAGGACAAGUAAAACAGGAAACGUUUUGUGGUUGAUUUUCAGCUCGCAAAUGCAACAACUUUUGUACAUAAAAAUCAGAUAUCAUUCAUUUGACACUUUGUUACUUCCCUUAAAAUAUACACUUUUUUAACAUGG